Candidozyma auris is the source of this 1737-nucleotide messenger RNA. RefSeq lists its product as uncharacterized. The transcript has 2 exons. Lineage: Eukaryota; Fungi; Ascomycota; Pichiomycetes; Serinales; Metschnikowiaceae. The record is from RefSeq and is a predicted model, not a curated record. The coding region runs from base 1 to 1737 and encodes 578 amino acids.
AUGGCUCCUCUGGUCUCUGUCUUAAACCCGCCAAAGCCUUCCGCCCCUAAGGCAGUGGCCUUGAGACUCAACCUGGACGCUCUAGCGAACCUUCAGCGCCUCCAGCGGGACGGAGUGGUCCCGAAACUCGUGGUGAAAAACGGCAAAUACCUGAUCAAGGUCAAUGAAAACCUCGUGUAUCCGUGCUCUUCGAGCACAGAAUCCCUUCGAUUCGAUGUUUAUGCUCCUCUGCAUAAAAAGGGCCAUUUCGAUUUCGCCGGAACCGUGUCCGAGAGGCUCAAUGUGCUCACUGAUCCACGCCAGAUCAAGGACCACGAGUCAGCUCCUUUGGCGGCUUCCCAACCGAAAGCUCCCCCGCUGCUCCCAGAAAAGCCUAAUAUCAGUCAUAGGGAACUGCUGUCGUUGCAGCAAAACCCUGGCGCUUACGCAGUGGCGGCGUCAGACUCAAAGGAGGCCGUUUCCACUAAAUUUUUAGCAUUGCUUGCCUUGGGACCCAUAACCAAGCAAGAAGUAGAAGCGAAACUCAACGCUUCGCAUCAGCAUUACGUUUCAACACUGGAACUUACCCUUCUUUUUCAAACCCACACCCAGGUAUACUCUCCAAACUCCAAAUUCACCGAAUCGGACACAUAUCCAAGCAUUGCAUUAGGUCUUGUCAAGGUCGACACUGAUCACUUCGAUGAUUACGUUAUUCUCAAGGACAAGGCGUACAAAGAGUUUCGCCCCUGGAAAUGGUCCUGGUAUACUCCAUAUGAGCGUUCUCUAAUAAUAGAAAAUGCCCACCACGCGUUGAGCAGAUUGGGGUAUCUGGAUACUCAUCCGCUCAGACGUCGUGUUACAGAGAAAUCCUCCGAGGAUGACACGAAGAAACCUGUGGCGUUGGGCGGUGGAAUACUCACUUCAAAGGAUUCUGGUCGCAAGGUUCCUGGCUCUCCUUCUCCUAACAAGAGAAGUGGAACGGCCUCUCCUCGCAUGGAUACCGAAAACAAACGGAAAAGGCCACGGAAUGACACCUCGCCGUUGAAGAACACUCUGGACAGCAAGGAUCAAAGGUAUGUCGCUUCUCUGUCGCUGUCGCUGUCAUCCGAGGAUGAGAGACAAUCUAAGAAGCAAAAGAAAGAGGGCCAGCGUUCAAACAGCAGUGGAAGUAACCAGAGUACUUUCAGCAACGCCACUUCUUUCACACUGCCUUCGUCAAUCAACGAAGAGCAGAACGACGACAGCGAAGACGACACGAAGCUUCUGAACUUACCUCGAGCGCUGCCUGCAUUGCCAUCGAAGCCAAUACAUUCUGGUGAUAAGAGGCAGCAAUACUACAAACAAUUAGCACAAAACUUUUACACAAAGUACCUGGAGUACAAACACUUGCAUGAAGAAUUAGUUAAAGAUCAUAAAAGGGGCACCGUGCAAGAGAAGAAGCGUCGGGUGAUGAAGCUCUUCGAGAUGCACAACCUCCUAGCCGGCUGGAAGCGCAAGCUUUGGGAUUAUCAUAAUGAAAGCAAUAUGGCUCAAGGCAUUAUGCAUUUGUCUCGGCACAAGAAGACCAAUAGUGGCAGUGGCGGUGGUAUGGCGCUGGCCCCACAAACAAGCCAGCUUCAAGCACUGGACCGCUUCCUGAGAUCAGGCACCGCCAGUCCCUCCGUUGGGUACCUGGACAAGUUUGCGUCCGGCAAGCAAACUGGUAAAAGAACACUUGAGCUGCGCUCUCCACGCCCCAAAAUGGCAUUGGACUACUGA